UUUGUGUGUUUGUGUUGGUGAUGAUGGCUCAGCAGGUGAGCAGCUCUCCCUUCCUGAAGCCCUUUUACCUAAAGAUGCCCCUGAGCGUGUCCAGCCCUCUCCGGCAGCGCCGGCAUACGCUGCCCGCCAGCGAGUUCCGCAACCUCACUCCACAGGAUGCCAUCAGCGUGUUUGAGAUCGAGAGGGAAGCUUUCAUCUCGGUGUCUGGAGAGUGCCCGCUCACCCUGGACGAGGUGCUGAGCUUCCUAGGCCAGUGUCCUGAGCUCUCCAUGGGCUGGUUUGAAGGGGGACAGCUGGUGGCCUUCAUCAUUGGAUCUGGUUGGGCCAAGGACAGACUGGCACAGGAGGCCCUGACCCAGCACGUGCCGGACUCUCCCACUGUUCACAUCCAUGUGCUGUCUGUGCACCGCCACUGCCGGCAGCAGGGGAAGGGCUCCAUCCUGCUGUGGCGCUACCUGCAGUACCUGCGCUGCCUGCCAGGCCUGCGGCGAGCGCUGCUCAUCUGCGAGGAGUUCCUCGUGCCCUUCUAUGAGAAGUCCGGCUUCAAGGAGAAAGGCCCCUCCGCCAUCUCAGUGGGAGCUCUCUGCUUCAGAGAGAUGGAGUACAUGCUAGGAGGGCUGGCUUACGCACGACGCAACAGCGGCUGUUAAAAGCUUCCGUGAUUGAGGUUCUCAGUGGUUUUUCAAGUAAUGGACGCGGUGCUCAGAUUCUGGGCAGUAACUGAAGGCUCCUGGUAGAAAGGCCGGGCGACAGCCACUGAAACAUCUGGGUCAA
This is a messenger RNA of Colossoma macropomum (tambaqui), 774 nucleotides long. RefSeq names its product arylalkylamine N-acetyltransferase 2 (gene aanat2). Lineage: Eukaryota; Metazoa; Chordata; Actinopteri; Characiformes; Serrasalmidae. The transcript has 3 exons. Bases 21 to 650 code for a protein of 209 amino acids. Gene Ontology annotation, cellular component: cytoplasm. The record is from RefSeq and is a predicted model, not a curated record. Gene Ontology annotation, biological process: response to light stimulus; circadian rhythm. Gene Ontology annotation, molecular function: aralkylamine N-acetyltransferase activity.